This is a messenger RNA of Zygotorulaspora mrakii, 504 nucleotides long. RefSeq names its product 2-hydroxy-palmitic acid dioxygenase MPO1 (gene MPO1). Gene Ontology annotation, cellular component: endoplasmic reticulum. Gene Ontology annotation, biological process: sphingoid catabolic process. The transcript has a single exon. The coding region runs from base 1 to 504 and encodes 167 amino acids. Lineage: Eukaryota; Fungi; Ascomycota; Saccharomycetes; Saccharomycetales; Saccharomycetaceae. The record is from RefSeq and is a predicted model, not a curated record.
AUGACGACUCUGUUUGAUCUGCGAAAACAGCUCAGAUUCUACAAGCUUUACCACCACGAGCGGACAAACGUAUUCAUCCACAUGAUAUUUGUUCCGGUGAUCCUGUUCACUUCCAGUUGCAUCCUCCAGAGGAUCAGGGUAUACGGAGCUAUUUCGCUGGCACAUAUUUUAGGUCUGUGUUUUGGCCUUUACUACAUUGCGCUGUGCGUGCCCACGGGCAUCCUUGCCAGCGCUAUCAUAGCUCUGAUGAACGCUGCGAUUACCCUAGGAUGGGUUCGGCUCCACUUCGCAACCGAGUUAUCCGUGUUUGUGAUCAGCUGGAUAUUCCAGUUCGUGGGCCACGGUGUAUUCGAGAAGCGCAAGCCUGCACUUCUCGAUAACCUGGUCCAGAGUUUAGUUCUCGCACCGUACUUUGUUCUAUUCGAGGUGCUUUUCAAACUCGGCUACAUGCCACAACUCAGGGAUCAGCUCGAGCACGAUAUCGCACCGGGUGUACCCCAGUAG